Capra hircus (goat) is the source of this 2093-nucleotide messenger RNA. RefSeq names its product F-box protein 5 (gene FBXO5). The record is from RefSeq and is a predicted model, not a curated record. Gene Ontology annotation, cellular component: nucleus. Gene Ontology annotation, molecular function: protein binding. Lineage: Eukaryota; Metazoa; Chordata; Mammalia; Artiodactyla; Bovidae. Gene Ontology annotation, biological process: regulation of mitotic nuclear division; negative regulation of meiotic nuclear division. Bases 85 to 1431 code for a protein of 448 amino acids. The transcript has 5 exons.
AAGAGCUCUGAGAAGGUGGCCGCUCGCUCUCCUGCCGCGGCCGCAGCUCUCUCACCUGAGGCCGACCCCUCUCUUGCCCCUGGCAUGAGCCGGCGGCCCUGCAGCUGCUCCCUACGGCCGCUCUCCGGUUCCUGCCGCUGCAGCUACGGCGCCCUGACAGCCGCCGGGCGCCCUUGCCCCUCGGACGGUUGUAAAGAAGCAAGUUCCACUCUCUCUGUCACAAUGAAGUGUGAUUUUAACUAUAACCAUGUUUAUUCUGGAAUUAAACCAGUCAAGCCUGAUGACUGUAGAAGACAAGGUUCCUGCACUACUGCAUAUUUGGAGGGCUCUUCUAAAGACUGUGUUAAAGACUAUGAAAGGUUAUCUGAUGUUGGGUCCCCAGCUGUGAGCCCCAGGAUUGUAGAACUUGAAACUGAAAGCAAGCCGUUGCAUAACAAGGAAAAUCAACGCAUACAACAAACACUUGAUAGUUCCAAUGACAUACAAGAACUAGAGACCAGCAGAUGUUAUGAAGACAGUGGCUACUCUUCAUUUUCCCAACAAAGUGGCCUCAGUGAACAUGAAGACAGUAGCCUUGCCCUGGUGGAAAGUUUCAGUGACAGUCCACAAUGCUGCCUGCUACGGACACAAAGCCCAGACCAAUAUCCCAACAAAAACUUGCUGCCAGCUCUUCAUUUUGAAAAAGUGGUUUGUUCCACGUUAAAAAAAAAUUGUAAACGAAAUCCUAAAAUAGAUUGGGAGAAGCUGAAGGAAUUUAUAUCCAGUGGAAAUUUUAGACUACAAAAUAUAAUUGGUAGGAAAAUGGGCCUUGAAUGUCUAGAUAUUCUCAGUGAACUCUUUCGAAGAGGACUCAAACAUCUCUUAGCAAAUAUUUUAACACAACUCAGUGAGAUGGACUUAAUCAAUGUGUCUAAAGUGAGCACAACUUGGAAGAAGAUUCUGGAAGAUGACAAGGUGGCAUUGCAAUUGUACAAUAAAGCAAUACAAAGAAUUACUGAAAAAAACAUUAAGUUUUCACCACACGCUUCGACCAGAGAGUAUGUUUUAUUCAGAACCCCUUUAGCAUCUGUGCAAAAAUCAGCAACCCAGACUCUCCCCAAAAAAGAUGCUCGAACUAAGUUACCUGAUCCAGGUGAUCAGAAAGGUUCUACUUACAGUCGACACAGUGAAUUCUCUGAGGUCGCCAAAACUUUGAAAAAGAAUGAAAGCCUUAAAGCCUGUAUUCGCUGUAAUUCACCUGCAAAAUAUGAUUGCUAUUUACAACGGGCAACCUGUAAACGAGAAAGCUGUGGAUUUGAUUAUUGUACAAAGUGUUUGUGUACUUAUCAUACCACUGAAGACUGUUCAAAUGGCAAGCCCCUAAAAGCCAGUUAUAAAAUGGGUCCUUUGCCUGGUACUAAGAAAAGCAAGAAGAAUUUACGACGAUUAUGAUUGCUUAUUACAUCAAUUGAGAUUGAUCAUGAAGGCUAGUUAGAAAAGUGUUAGGUUUUAAUUUAAAAAAAAUAAAAAAUGUAUUGUGAUGUUCAAUUUUAUGUUGAAAUCAGUGUAAUACAUGGGAUUUUUCCCCUCAGUGAAAAAAGAGGGUACACAACUUCUUAAAAUAUUUUACAAUUUAAUAGUGAAAAAAUUUAAAAUUCUCAAUGUAAAUCAGAAAAUAUAAAUAUUUUAAGAAAAAAAGGGAAAUUAUGAGGAUUGUGAUUCAGAGGUAAAAUAAAAAAUUCAUUCCAUUUUAUGGUAAAGGAAGACCAUGUCAUUUUACCUAGACAGUCUUAAAAGUAAAUCUUCUUUACCAUCUAUUAACAGGUGGUUUUAUUUGCUUUACCAAAUUAAUAAUAUCUAUUGAAAUAUCAGCUUCUGGUGUCUCCAUGUAAAUGUUUUGUCACCUUUGUUUUACCUCUUUUUUAGAGUGUGUUUCCCAAAAAAGUAUCCUUUGUGAAGUUUUGCUUGUUUUCCUUAUUUGUAAAGUUUGUAUGUUUUAAUAUUUUGUACAUAUGUAAAUAUUUCUGUGUUUUUUAUGUCAGAGUAAGAAAAUAAAUGCCUUUUGUAUAUAUAUGUAAUUUUUUUCCUAUUAUGAAUAAAAUUGUUACAAGCUU